UCUCUACCUCCCUUCCCAAGUACAGAGGUUUAAGACCUGGAGGAGGAGACAGAGACACAGGAAGGAUCAUCAGUGGGGCAGAGACAACAGAGAGGGAUGCCAGCUGUCAACCUUCGGGUUUGCCUGCACCUUAGUUCAUGGGCACCGACCACUUACCUCCAGGGGAUGAGGGAAGGUGCAAGUUUUGCAGCACGUGUACAGAGGUUUCCCAACUUUAAAGAGUCCCUCACACCAGCCUGCACAAACCUGCCCUAACGCUGCUUACUCCGCCCCAUGGGCGUGACCACCACCUGCUAUUAAAGCUGAAAGCACCUCUGCACUCUCUAGAGCUGCAGACUCCUGGAUCUCCCUUCCUCUCUUAUCCUUCACCUUCCUCCACCUCUACCAGAGCCAUCAUGUCGUCUGCUCGGCCCGCCACUGUGCUGGGUGCCAUGGAGAUGGGGCGCCGCAUGGAUCAGACCUCCAGCGCCGCUUCAGUGCAAGCUUUCCUGAAGCGCGGCCACACCGAGAUCGACACCGCCUUCGUGUACGCGGAAGGCCAGUCAGAGACAAUCCUGGGCGGCCUAGGGCUCGGGCUGGGCCGCAGUGGCUGCAAAGUGAAAAUUGCAACCAAGGCUUGUCCAAUAUUUGGGAAGACACUGAAGCCUGAUGAUGUCCGGUUCCAGCUGGAGACGUCAUUGAAGCGGCUGCAGUGUUCCCGGGUGGACCUCUUCUACCUACACAUGCCAGACCACAACACCCCUAUAGAGGAGACACUGCAGGUCUGUCACCAGCUGCAUCAGGAGGGCAAGUUUGUGGAGCUUGGCCUGUCCAACUAUGUCUCCUGGGAAGUGGCUGAGAUCUGUACCCUCUGCAAGAAAAAUGGCUGGAUCAUGCCAACUGUGUACCAGGGCAUGUACAAUGCCACCACCCGGCAGGUGGAGAAGGAGCUCUUCCCCUGUCUCAGACACUUUGGAUUGAGAUUCUACGCCUUCAACCCUUUGGCUGGUGGCCUGUUGACAGGCAGAUAUAAAUACCAGGACAAGGAUGGAAAGCAGCCUGAGAGCCGCUUCUUUGGGGGUCAGGUUUCUCAGCUUUACAGAGACCGGUACUGGAAGGAGGAACACUUCAAGGGCAUCGCUCUGGUGGAGAAGGCUCUGAAAUCCAGCUAUGGCACCAGCACCCCUAGUAUGACCUCGGCCGCCCUGCGGUGGAUGUACCACCACUCACAGCUCAAGGGCACCCAUGGGGAUGGAGUCAUUCUGGGCAUGUCCAGUCUGGAACAAUUGGAGCAGAACUUGGCCUGUGUUGAAGAAGGGCCCCUGGAGCCGGCUGUCGUGGAGGCCUUUGACCAAGCCUGGGACCUGGUUGCUCAUGACUGUCCCAACUACUUCCACUGGCUCUAACAUGGGGAGGUGUAGAGGUCCACUGCCUGUCACUCUGUGUUCUAGCCUGGCUAGUCUGGGCUGUGAGCUAGGUCAGCUGCUCUUUCCCUCCUCAUCCAGAUCUCUGAUGGUUUUUAUUUUGUUUUGUUUCUUUCUAUUGCCUUGCUCCACACCCAGUUGUCUUCAGUGUGAGAGCUGCCUGAGCUCUCCCCACCACCUCCUGUUGAAUAAAACCUGCCAAGGCUGUAGCUCAGGCUGCAGCAGACAUGGCCUUAUUCUCAUGAAA
Molecule: messenger RNA, 1650 nt
Organism: Arvicola amphibius (Eurasian water vole)
Lineage: Eukaryota; Metazoa; Chordata; Mammalia; Rodentia; Cricetidae
Product: aflatoxin B1 aldehyde reductase member 3
Exons: 7
Coding region: 396-1385 (329 amino acids)
Source: RefSeq, a predicted model, not a curated record